Messenger RNA from Paramecium sonneborni, 900 nucleotides. NCBI's taxonomy places the organism in Eukaryota, Ciliophora, Oligohymenophorea, Peniculida, Parameciidae. The record is from the annotation of a GenBank genome assembly.
AUUUAAUGAGUGAUAUAUUAAUAGAUGAUCGUAUUAGAGACUGGGUGUUCUUGCCAAUAAUAAUAGUGAUGUUUAUGAUUCAAAUGUUUAGAGGAUUAUUAACAAAAUAUAUGGAUAAUAGGAAAACAGCGCAAAAAGUAACAUCAAAAGCUUAAGUUGCUGAGAUGAUUGAUAAGUACAUAGAGUAGACAACAUAAUUAGAAAUAUAACUUAAUAAUCAUAAAGAUUAGCUAGACUACAUGGACUAUUACCGGAUUAAUCAUUUAAAAUGAAAAGAGCUUAUUUAUGUGAUCAUGAAUAAGGAAUAUUAACAAAAGCAAGUUAAAAGCCAGCAAAAGAUCCAAUGUAAUCAAUGUCAAUGAUGAAUCCAGUAGCUAUGGCAGAUAUGCUAAAAUAGAAUUUAAGUGGAAUAGUAUUUAUGGCAUUACAAUAUUAAUGGGUUUCUUAUUUUUUUUCUGGUUUUGUGAUUGGUAAGGUUCCAUUUCCUUUGACUUAAAAAUUUAGAACAAUGUUGUAAAGAGGAGUAGAUGUUCAAAAUUUAGAUGUUAGAUAUAUUAGUAGUAUCAGUAUAUACUUUGUAUUGUUAUUUGGUGGUUUAUAAAAGAUUUAAUAAUUAAUGUUCGGUGACGAUACUGAUGAAUUUGUUGAUGGUAACAAAUAUUAAGUGAUUAUUAUAUUUAGAUACUUAAAUGUAAAUGUAAAUGUAAAUGAUGGGAAUGCCAACAAUGCCAUCAUUUGGAUAAUAAAAUGAUCCAGGAAAAUUGUUUAUAGCUGAAAGAAGUAAUAAUUAUUAUUAAUUAAUUAGCUCGUUUAGAGGGAGUUAAACAUACAUUUGAAUUAAAUAAAUCAUCAGAUAAAGCUUUGAAAUCAUUAAAGAGAUUUUUAAUAUAAUGAGUACAA